AUGAGACUCUAUGCAUUCAGCAACAACAGAGCAGCAACGAGUUGGAAAAGUGAAUUGGCCAGCGGACUGGAAGACAAUUGUGCAAAAAGAAAAGGCGACAGACCCUACGUUGUCCACGAAAUGUCGCACGAUAAAUUCAUAGAUUGGAAAUCUUACGUGGAUCGUAACAUGACAAUUCGCAAAGAAGACUUAAAGGGUGAAGCAGUUAGUUGA
This is a messenger RNA of Acanthoscelides obtectus, 213 nucleotides long. The record is from the annotation of a GenBank genome assembly. Lineage: Eukaryota; Metazoa; Arthropoda; Insecta; Coleoptera; Chrysomelidae.